AUGAAGCUCUCUUCUAUUGUUCUCACAGUUUUUGCACUGGCCACAACUGGCAUUGCUGAAAAGACAUGCACCCCUAGCUUUGAUUAUUGUUCUGAUGUUUUGAUCAAGGAUAAAGGUUUCACCGAGGCCGACCUCAAGGAUGUCCUGAAGGGUUCAGAUCUAGAGAACGAAGACAUAGAGAAUGUCCUAUUCCAUUGCAAGAAUCCUGGUGACGUUGGACACCCCAAGCUCUGCUCGAGUGGAUGCAAAGACCCGGCUACGGAGGGAAGCCACUCAUGCGAAGCGUAA
This is a messenger RNA of Penicillium paradoxum, 288 nucleotides long. RefSeq lists its product as uncharacterized. The coding region runs from base 1 to 288 and encodes 95 amino acids. The record is from RefSeq and is a predicted model, not a curated record. Lineage: Eukaryota; Fungi; Ascomycota; Eurotiomycetes; Eurotiales; Aspergillaceae. The transcript has 2 exons.